AAUAGCAUUUUUAGUGCAAUAUUUAUUUGAUGCACUAAGUGACGCUGUUGGUCAGUAUGUUCAGGCUUUAAUCAUUCGUUUUUAGAUCCUCCUCCACUUUCUGACAUCAUACAGUCUGCAGAAUAUUUCUUUCAUUCAGACGAUCUCUGUUUGACACUGAUGCAUCGAGACAUUCUCUGCCCUGUGUUUUCGGAUGAGCUUUGUUAUUUUUUCAAUCUCCCAGAUUAUUUUGUGCUUGGUCUUCUCUUCUGUAGUGGAAUAGAACACUUGGAUUAUGUCGGUUCUUUGUUGUUUUUACGCCCAAAGAUGCGCAUCUUCGACGCGGAUUUCAUCAUGGUUAAUGCAGCCUCUCGUGCUGUGCGUCUUUGUCAUGGCCGUUGCGCGCGGGCAGGUCCGUUAUUCUAUUCCAGAGGAGAUGACAAAGGGCUCGCUUGUGGGAAAUAUCGUUCAGGAUCUCGGUUUGGAUGUUAAGAGGCUGAAAUCUGGUCGAGCGCGGAUCUUUACGGAGGACAGUCGUGAGUACAUCGGUCUGAAUGUGGAUAAAGGGACUCUGGUAGUGAAAGAGAGAAUAGAUAGAGAGGAGCUGUGUGCUCAAGUGUCUCCCUGCUCCUUGCAUUUUCAGAUCAUUCUAGAAAAUCCCAUGGAGCUGCAUAGAAUUGAUGUGGAAAUAUUAGAUAUUAAUGAUAAUGCUCCUGUUUUCACACGCCGAGAAAUACAGUUUCAAAUAAGUGAAUCAGCUACACCUGGAGCCAAAUUUUCUUUAGAUAAGGCUCAAGAUUCUGAUGUGGGUUUAAAUACCCUUCAGAAAUACACACUAUAUCCGCCUGAUCAUUUUUCUCUGAAAGAACAGAUGGGAAAUGAUGGAUUGAAAUAUGUUGAAAUGAUUCUACAAAAAACACUAGACAGAGAAAAUCAAGAGGAGCAUAAAUUAAUAUUGACUGCGUUUGAUGGCGGCAGUCCUCAGAAAUCAGGCACUAUUAAGAUAAGUGUUCUUGUAAUCGACGCAAAUGACAAUGCUCCUGUGUUUAGUCUCCCCGUGUAUAGAGUUUCCUUACUGGAGAAUUCACCAAAGGGCACUGGUGUCGUGAGCGUGACUGCCACUGAUAAAGACAAAGGAACGAAUGCUGAACGGAGGUAUUCCUUUUCACAAACUUCAGGAAAGGCUUUAGAGCUAUUCGAUAUAGAUUCAGAAAGUGGUGACAUUACGGUUAACGGUGACCUGGAUUUCGAGAGGUCAAAACAUUUUCAGUUAAAUGUUGAAGCAGCUGAUACAGGUGGCUUGACCGAUUCCAGUAAAGUUAUUAUAGAAUUAAUUGAUAUUAAUGACAAUGCACCCAUGAUAAGCUUAAUUUCAUUUUCUAACCCUAUACCCGAGGACGCAGCGCCGGAGACUGUGAUAGCGAUGCUGAAUGUCAAAGAUAUGGAUUCGGGGAGAAACGGACAGGUUAAAUGUUCUAUUGCUCUAAAUUUGCCAUUCAAAAUACAGUCAUCUGCCUCAAAUUUUUAUAGUGUGACAACCGAUCAAUUAUUAGAUCGUGAAAAAAUGCCUGAAUAUAAUAUCACAAUAACAGCUAUUGAUGAGGGCUCGCCUUCUUUCUCUACUAAUAAAACACUGACUCUGAAAAUAUCUGAUGUCAAUGACAACGCCCCUAUGUUUCAGCGUCAGUCAUACACCGCAUAUGUGAUGGAAAAUAAUUUGCCCGGAGUCUCUGUUUUAUCUGUUAAAGCGCAUGACAAAGACGAUGGCAAUAACGCGCGUAUUUCAUAUUUUCUAGAAGAUAUUCUUGUGAAUGGCGUCUCUGCUUCGACAUUUAUUUCAGUGAAUGCAGAGAGCGGAGAGAUUCUUGCUGUUCGUUCGUUUGAUUAUGAGCAAACAAAAGAAUUGAACAUUCGCGUAAAAGCGCAGAACCACUGA
This is a messenger RNA of Sinocyclocheilus grahami, 1915 nucleotides long. Its product is annotated as protocadherin gamma-A2-like. Bases 275 to 1915 code for a protein of 546 amino acids. The transcript has a single exon. Gene Ontology annotation, cellular component: plasma membrane. The record is from RefSeq and is a predicted model, not a curated record. Gene Ontology annotation, molecular function: calcium ion binding. Lineage: Eukaryota; Metazoa; Chordata; Actinopteri; Cypriniformes; Cyprinidae. Gene Ontology annotation, biological process: homophilic cell-cell adhesion.